Molecule: messenger RNA, 1312 nt
Organism: Pimephales promelas (fathead minnow)
Lineage: Eukaryota; Metazoa; Chordata; Actinopteri; Cypriniformes; Leuciscidae
Gene: pmm2
Product: phosphomannomutase 2
Biological process (GO): GDP-mannose biosynthetic process; protein N-linked glycosylation; mannose metabolic process
Cellular component (GO): cytosol
Molecular function (GO): phosphomannomutase activity
Source: RefSeq, a predicted model, not a curated record
GGCCUGUGACGCACUGCGCAACACGGAAGUUGUGACGUUGCACUGAAUGACUCUCAUACUCGCAAAAUUAUAACGUUACGGAUCUUAAACUGAUUUAUAAAGUUUGCAGCUCUUAUAAUGGCCAGUUCGAACGUGGAGGACCCAACAAUACUGUGUCUGUUUGAUGUAGACGGGACUUUAACAGCAGCUCGCCAGAAAGCAACUCCUGACAUGCAUCAGUUCUUGGGUGAACUGAAACAGCGUGUGAGAGUCGGGGUGGUUGGAGGGUCAGAUUUGGACAAAAUCAAAGAGCAGUUGGGUGAUGAUGUGAUUGAUAGGGUGGAUUAUGUGUUUGCUGAGAAUGGUUUGGUAGCAUACAGGUUUGGGAAGAUGCACUCUGUUCAGAGUAUUCAAGCAUACAUGGGAGAGGACAUUUUACAGGAUUUUAUCAAUUUCUGCCUCAAUUACCUUUCAAAGUUAAAACUACCCAAGAAGAGAGGCACAUUUAUUGAAUUCCGUAAUGGAAUGUUAAACAUCUCCCCAAUUGGUCGAAGCUGUAGCCAACAGGAAAGAAUCGAAUUCUUCGAACUUGAUAAGAAGGAGAAAAUCAGAGAAAAGUUUGUCUCCGUUUUAAAAGAAGAGUUUGCUGGGAAAGGACUAGCUUUCUCCAUUGGUGGGCAGAUCAGCUUUGAUGUGUUUCCAGAGGGCUGGGAUAAGCGCUACUGUCUGGGAAUUGUGGAGAAAGACUCAUACCAGAAAAUCCAUUUCUUUGGAGACAAAACAAUGCCUGGAGGAAACGAUUAUGAAAUCUUUGCAGACCCCAGGACGAUCGGUCAUGAGGUCAAGUCACCCGAGGACACACAGCGGAUCUGCAAGGAGCUUUUCCUCAGAUGAGACCCUAAGCAUGACCUUUUCUAUCCAAAAUGAAAACUACAACGUCCAAGAACUGUGAACUUUGAACCGAAGUCUCACUUGACAAUCCAAGCCAUUAUUGUCUUUGUGUACUAAAAAAAAUGUACGUCAUGUCCAGUACUGGAUAAACCUGUACAUGUGUUUAUUUUAUGUGUAAUCUGAAAACUGUUUGGUGUUAGUGUUACAUCUGUGGACUAACUAAAAUUAGUGGUGAAGGUGCAAUAAUUUAAAGGGAAUUAGAGGAAAUUAGGCCUAAAGCUCUAUUAAUAGUUUGCUCAAAUGAAACUGAUUUAAUUAACUGCUUGACUGCUGACGUGGAAUAAGUGAACGCAACAGUAUAGCUUAACGGUUUAAAGUGGCUUAAUUCUAUGGCGAAAAUCUGCUACAUCCUGCUGUAUAAUAAACAUGAAAUAUAUUCUGA